Molecule: messenger RNA, 729 nt
Organism: Closterium sp. Naga37s-1
Lineage: Eukaryota; Viridiplantae; Streptophyta; Zygnematophyceae; Desmidiales; Closteriaceae
Source: the annotation of a GenBank genome assembly
AUGUACCCGCUUCUCUCCGUCCUCCUAUCCGCCUUCAUCUCCUCCCUCUUCGUGCUCUCGCUUUACGUAUGGGAGGUUCCCCGCAUCUUGCGCGGAGCUCCACCGGCCAAUCGCGACGACCCACGUGUCGUGUGCCAGCGUAUCACGAGCGUGCUUGGUUCCUGCGUGGCGUCCGCCGCAAUUGUCGCGGCUGUCUCGAAAUACGGCCUGUUGGACGACGCCCAUGCCCCUCUGCCCUCUGUUCCUCGCCUUCUUUCUCUGCAACCUGACUACCUGAUUCCGUCCCUCGCCUUCCCUCUCCUCCUCGUGACUCUUCUCUUUCUCGGCCCUCUCACCCUCUCCUCAUUGAAUUCGCUCCAAGCCCUAGCCGCUGCGAGGCGUGAGAAUCGUCAGUACGCCACUCUAGCCAGUGCCGAUGGCGCUGCUGCUGUUGCAGCUGGUGCUGGUGCCGCUGUUCCGCAUGUAUCUAAGCCGCUGGUGCUGCCAGUGCUACCGAGUGACCUGCUGUUCCUCGCCCGCAACCUGGUGGUGGCUCCUCUCAGCGAGGAGUUUGUUUUCCGGGCAGCCCUGUGUCCGCUUCUUCUUGCGGGUGGCUUCUCAGUCACCUCCACGGUUUUCAUCUGCCCGCUUUUCUUCAGCCUAGCACACGGGCAUCACAUCUGGAACCUAGUGCACUACCAUCGCUGCUCCCCCCUCCCUCAGCACACGGGCAUCACAUCUGGAACCUAA